Diceros bicornis minor is the source of this 1105-nucleotide messenger RNA. It is a transcript of the gene NKX6-3, whose product is annotated as NK6 homeobox 3. The transcript has 3 exons. Gene Ontology annotation, molecular function: DNA-binding transcription factor activity, RNA polymerase II-specific; RNA polymerase II cis-regulatory region sequence-specific DNA binding. Gene Ontology annotation, biological process: cell differentiation; regulation of transcription by RNA polymerase II. The coding region runs from base 302 to 1093 and encodes 263 amino acids. Gene Ontology annotation, cellular component: nucleus. The record is from RefSeq and is a predicted model, not a curated record. NCBI's taxonomy places the organism in Eukaryota, Metazoa, Chordata, Mammalia, Perissodactyla, Rhinocerotidae.
AGGAGGGGUCUGAGCUGAGGCGUGGGGAGCCGCCUUGCCCCAGGCUGGGCAGGGAGAGAGGGAAGGGGAGCUGGUGAGGCCUCUCACCUGCCCGGGAGCACCUGACUUCCGAGCAGCUGACGUGGGUGCCGGUCCCUGGGCAAGGGCUGUGCCGGGUGCCUUAGGUGGGAGGGCAGUCCUGGGCUCAGGGCUGCUUUUGACCCUCCGAACCUGCCAUGGGCGUCUGGGCCACAGCGCGGGGUCUCGGGCUGUAGGGCCCGGCUGUGGGCUUCCCGCCUUCCCUGCCCCGGUCCUGGGGAUCAUGGAGUCCAACCUGCAGGGCACCUUCCUGCUGAACAACACGCCGCUGGCUCAGUUCUCGGAGGUGAAGGCGCCCGUGUGCCAGUACUCCGUGCAGAACUCCUUCUACAAGCUCAGCCCACCAGGGCUGGGCCCCCAGCUGGCCGCCGGGACACCCCACGGGAUCACAGACAUCCUGAGCAGGCCGGCGGCCACGCCAAACAGCAGCCUCCUCUCCAGCUACCCCCCCGUGGCUGGCUUUGGUGGACUGGGCUCCCAGGGGGUCUACUAUGGCCCCCAAGUGGGGAAUUUCUCCAAGGCUGGGAGCGAGUACCCCACCCGGACCCGGAACUGCUGGGCGGACACAGGCCAGGACUGGCGCGGCGGGCGGCAGUGCAGCCACACCCCGGACACCCUGAGCGACAGCAUCCACAAGAAAAAGCACACCCGUCCCACCUUCACGGGGCACCAGAUCUUUGCCCUGGAGAAGACCUUUGAGCAGACCAAGUACCUGGCUGGCCCCGAGAGGGCGCGGCUGGCAUACUCGCUGGGGAUGACCGAGUCACAAGUCAAGGUGUGGUUCCAGAACCGAAGGACCAAGUGGCGGAAGAAGAGCGCCCUGGAGCCCUCGUCCUCCACGCCUCGGGGCCCGGGCGGCACGGGCGCGGGCGGGGACCGCGCGGCCUCGGAGAACGAGGACGACGAGUACAACAAGCCGCUGGACCCCGACUCGGACGACGAGAAGAUCCGCCUGCUGCUCCGCAAGCACCGCGCCGCCUUCUCGGUGCUCAGCCUGGGCGCGCACGGCGUCUGACGCCCGCCCCGC